Molecule: messenger RNA, 3440 nt
Organism: Paramecium octaurelia
Lineage: Eukaryota; Ciliophora; Oligohymenophorea; Peniculida; Parameciidae
Source: the annotation of a GenBank genome assembly
AUGCUUUCAUCAUAGUAAUAAAGUAACAUAUUGUUUAUUUAAGGGAGAGGGUAUGAAAUUGUUAGUGAAAUCAAGUAAUAAGGUGCUCAAUCAACGAAUUAUAUUGCAAAGUGCAGUGGGGAUUCAAAUGAAUAAGUUAUCAUAAAACAAUAUGAUUAAAUAAGAAUAGAUGAAUUAGAAGUGCUGAAGAUAAUUCAAAAAGAACAAAUUGAUAAUAAGUUUAAAAACAAACAUAUUAUUAAAAUACUUGGAAUACAAGAUUGUUAAUAGAAAGAAUAGAUAAAUUUACGAAUAGUUAUGGAAAAAGGUAAAAAUAAUGCAUAAUAAUUGAUUGCUAAUACAUCUUUAGAUUUAGUUCAGAAAUUUAAACUCUUUAAAUAAGUAAAUUAAAUUAUAUUUUUAGAUGAUUAAAGGAGUUAAGGAAUUACAUGCUUUAGGAUAUGUUCAUCGAGAUUUGAAAUUAGAGAACUUUGUAUAUUUUGAAAAUAAAAAUAAAAGUUAUAAAGUCAAAUUGAUAGACUUUGGUUUAGCUAAAAAAGGCUCCACAAGAUUAAAAACAUUAUAAGUAGGGACUUGGAAUUACAUGUCACCUGAAGUUAUGCUAGGAGAGGGUAACUAUGAUAAUACUGCUGAUAUUUGGAGUCUAGGAAUCAUACUCUUUUAAAUAUUAACAGCAGAAUCAUUUUUAAAAGGUUUUAAUUUAAUUAUAUGUAGCUAAAACUACAAAAGAAUUAAUAACUCAGAUGAAUGCUUUAACAUAGGAGUAGAUAGAUAUGAAAAUAGAUCAAAUCAAUUGUAUGCAGCCAUCAGAAAAGGAAAUAAUUAAGUCUCUGUUAUAAAAAGAAAGUAAAAACAGAUUCAAUUUGGAAAUAAUACUAAAGCUAAUAGAUUAACAUUUAAAGACAAUUAAGGAGUAAGAAUAAAAAGAAAUAUAAUAAUUUAAAGAUCAAUAAUAAUUAAUAAUAGAUUCUAUAUAAUGCACAAUUAAGAAUAUCAUUUAAUUUCUAACUGAAAAAUAACCAAUAAUUAAUCAAAUUAAUUUAUAAAAUCAAAAAAAAUAAGAAUUGUUAACUUACAUUAAUAAUGAAUUGUCGAAAUAUGAAAAGAUUUUAUUAAAAAAUUAAUAAAGAUAUAAAACGAUAUUUUAAGCAUAAAUAAAGGAAAUGCUAAAAAACAAUGAUAAUGAACUAUCUUAAGAAUAUUAAUAAUAUAAUAAUGACUAGAAACUUAUAAUUGAUAGAAUCAUGUAAGAAUAAAGUUAACUAGAAUAGUUUGUCAAAGAAAAAGAAUAAGAAGAUAGAAUCAAAAUAGAAUCAGAAUAGAAAUUGAAAUUAGAAUAAGAGUAGAUAUUAACAAAAGAAAAAGAAUAUUAUCAAUCUUAAUUAAAACUACUUAAAUAGUAAUUAAAUUAAUAAUCUCCUUAGAUUUAAUAAAUAUAACACCAAAUUGAUUUUUAUCAGAGAAUAGAAAUUUAAAUUUAAUGUGAAGAGAAUAUCCAAGAUAUGAUUAAAAAUAAUUAACAAAUAACAUAAGAUAUUUAAACAGAGGAAUUUAAUGGGAAAAUAAUUGAGUAAUCUGAAUCACAGCAACAGCAAAUUAUGACUUAUUAAUCAUGCAAUAACAAACUUGAAUAAAUUUUAUAGGCUUAAAAUACACUCAAAAUUCAAAUUGAAGAAAUAAAUGAGCAAAUUUAAUAAAGAGAUAGACGAUAUUUAAGUACACAUGAGUAAGAAGUUGAGGAAUUAUAUAAAGAAUUAAUUGAUUAUUAGGAAAAAUAUCAGUAUUUAACAAAAAAGGAAAAAUAUUCAAAUUAAAUAGCAUAAAUAAUUCACCAGAUAGGACAGGCUAUUGAUUUCUUAGAUAAUCUAAAAUAAUUGAUAUCGAAAAGAACAAUUCCAGCUUAUUUAUAGUACUCUCAAAUAAAUUAAUAAAUUCAUAAAUCAAUAGUGAACUUUGAAAAAUAAUAUGGUUAAUUACAUUAACAAAUUUAUUAUGAUGAACAGAUAGAAUUAAAAAAUCAAGAAAGAAUAAAAAAAUUAGAAAUGGCAAAAGAUUAAUUUGAUAAAUUUAUUAUAAAAAUGAAUAACUUAAAAGAUUAAGCGAAAAUCCUAAUAUAAAAUGAAUAUUGUAAUAAUGAAAAAACAUAAAAAUUAAUAAAUACAAGAUUAGCAGAGAUUGAAUAAAAUAUAAUGUAAUAAAAAAUGUAAUUUGUAAAGUUUACUUAAUUGAAUUAAUUAGAUUCUUGUGAAAAUAUUAAUAGCUAUUUAAAAUAAUUAAAAGAAUUUUAGGGAAAGUUAAAGGAAGUAGAACUUAAUGAAAUAGAAUAUUUAAACCAAUUAGAGUUAAUCAUUAAAAUUGUAGGAGAAGAAACUAAAUGUGAAUCAGAAAAAGAAAUUCAUACUUUAAAUAAUCAAUUAAAAAAUAGAUAUACGGAAUAUAAAAAGGCUCUGUAAUCAAUCAAAUUUCAAUUUGAAGGUAUUGAGUUUUAUUAAUAAAUGAAUCAAAAUAAAGAUAAUCUCCAAAAAGAAUUGGAAUAAGAAAUAAGCAUUUUGAAUUAGUAUUCAUAGAUUAAAUCUGAAAACAUGCAACUAUUGGAAAUAGAAUUACAAUAAAAUACAAAAAAAUAAGGAAAGUAAUAACAAUUAAUUUAAAAUAUACUCAAUAGAUUCUAAUACACUUGUUAAUAAAAAGGAUAGAGGUUAGAUGAUAUAAUUAAAAAAGUUGCUCAAAAAUAAUAAGAAAUAAAUUUUUGCUUAAUGGAUGAAAAUCUAAUUAAGAAUUAUGAAUAUUUAAAAAUGUUAGAAGAGCAAUUCUCAAUAGAAUUAACUUCAAUAAAUUAAAGGAUAUCUAGUUAAUAAUUAAAUGAAUUAAAAGAAUAUAUUCUAAAAGUCUUUGGUGAUGUUGAUAAAAUAAUGAAGAAUAUUCCAGAAAAAGAUGAAAUAGAAAAGUUCAACAAUACUUUUCUUUAAAAUUUAGAAUCAUACUAGAAAAUUUAUGCUUUAAUUAAUUAUAUUAAAUAAUAUCACUUAACACGGUAUUAUGAAAGAAUCAAAGAAAAUGCAAAUUAAUAAAAGUCAAAACAAUAGAAUAAUAUAGAAAGCGACUAUUAAAAGUAAUUCUAAUCUAAAUUAUACAUGGAAUUAGAAGAAUACACAAAAAAAGAGAAAGAAGCUUAAGAUAUAUUCUUAAGAUAUGAAAAUAUUUUAUUUAAAAACUACAAUAAGAUGAGGACUGAAGAAAUGGAGAAAGAUAAAGAAUUUAUAGAAAACAAGAUUUUAGAAGUAGAAAAUUCAAUAAAAUAAAAAAACUUAGUGAAAUUAAAAUCUAAAUUGAAAGAUUAAAACAAAAUUAAAAAGAUCAUUAAUGACUAAGAAUAUUAUAAAAUAAUUGAGUUUACAUAAAUGCUGAUAUUUAAAAUAAUAAUUAAUAAUAACGAUUGA